AUGCAAAACGGUACAACUAAUGGUACACCGCGCCAAAAUGAACGAGUAACCCCGGAAAUCGAGUCUGCUCCCUCUGGUAUUUUCUCAAACGGACCCCCUUUUGAUUCUGCCACUCUUGAGCAGUCCGAGAUAAAAGAAGAGGUCGCAACCGAUCGCAAUGACGGGCCUCCCUCGAAACGCCGAAAGGUCACGAGCUCCACGCCUUCUCACCGGCCAAGCUCUCGGGCGAUCUCACCCCCCUGGAAGAAGGCAGGCGCUGAUGGCCCGACAUCGAAACUCGUGGAUGGAAAGCGUCGGUCUACAAGAGUUAGCAUUGGGGGCCCCUUCGAACAACCCGCAUCGAAUACAAAACCGUCGCGAUCUGGCCAAAAACAUACCACGGCAAAGCCUUCAAAUGGACGGAAGUGGCAAGAUUCACCUUCUCCCGCACCGAAACGUACAUCUACGCGCAUAAGGCCCGAUAUUUCUGGUGCUACGAAUUACAAUAAUCGAAACGUUAACGGAGUCGCUAGCCACUCGAACCCAAAUAAAACUAGAUCAACGCGAUCCUCCCUACACACGUCAUCGGUUGGAGUUAAUAUAGGACACGACACGGUAACUAGCUUGGAGGACGGUGGAAACGACGAGCAUGAUGAAAAGGGACAGCGGAUACCUCGGCUACGGAUCAAAGUCAAAAAACCAACACUCGGCAUCCAGCACCCUUCUCACGUUUUACCUGCUCGCAAAUACAGCUCAUUUAAAGAAUGGAUAGAGAGGGAGGGCGCAGGGAAUCCUGGGGAGGGCGUGUAUACGUCAGCAGGCGCCUUGGGGGAAGCGCACAAGCGGCAACAAGUAAUGAACGCAAUGGAACCUGGUGGACUUCUUAGUGCUGAGGUCUGCUCUGCAUUUUUGCCGGAACAUCAGGAGGAGCCACCCCAGCAAUACUCGCACCAAGACCAUCUUGUAGCCCAUGGGAUAUACUUCAAGAAGCUUCUUGACCAGGAACACCGUCGUCAUCGGCAUACUGCUCGAACUCUUGCGUACUUGUGUGCGGAAGAAUGGAAAAAGCGCAACAAGGACCCCGAAGACAUACUCAGAGAACAACAAGAGGUAAUGCGCGGAAAGCGUAAACAGCUGGCUAAGGACCUCAAGAAAAUGUUUGAUCUAGCCCGGGCGGAAAUUGACCGGAUACGGCUUGCGCGCUGGGAAGAGGAGCAGAAAGCCAAAGAUCAACGUGCCUUGGACCGCGCUAUCAAGCAGUCCACCAUGCUCUUCGAAAAACGACGAUUAGAAAUAUUGGGUGAGACCGGGAGCGAUGCUCCGGAAACUACGACCGACGAUGACGAGGCUGAGACAGAUGGCGAAUCUGGCGACGAUGACGAUAUUGAUGAUGGUGAGAGUAAUAUGUCAACAGAUACUGAAGAGGAAGACGGGAAUGACAAGGAGGAUGAUGACGCGGGUCUUACUGCGGAGGAAUUGCGAUUGAAAUAUGCAAAUUUACCGAAUACUGGCGACAAACCAGGCCAAGUGUUUGCAUAUUCUGAUGUGGAGACUGAAAACAGCGAUGGGACAGAUAUUGAUGAUGCUCCUGGGGCUACCUACGAACCACUGCUCCCAGAGGACCACCAGUCAGGUGAAGUAGAACUCGAUGAAAUCGACCCGAUGCUCAUGGAUGAUAGCGGUGACUCAACCGAUAUGGAUGAUGACAUGGGUGAUAGCAAUGACGAGGAAUCAAGUGAAGCUGAUUCGGAGGAAGAUAAUGGAAGGUCUGGGCUAUUAGGAUUUUUCUCAGCCAAAGAUAUAGCCUCCAGUGACCUCCAUCGCGCUGUUUCGGAUGACGAUGAUGGCAUCACGACACUCCACGAUGGCGGAAAUGACGAGGAGGGUGAGAAGCAUGCAUCGUCUGACGAGGAUGAGUCUGAAUAUGAGUCUGAAGACCCAGAUGAAGUUACACUUGUUCCGACAGGGCCAUCGAAAAAAGACCAAACCCUUCCAGCUACAGAUUCAGCUUCUGCGGCUCUGGGAAGUCCAGUCGAAAACAUCACGCCUGCGGAAAACAAAAACGAUUUCCUCGGGGAGACCCUCUCCAAUGAGAAUGAAACAUCCGCCGUCGAUACCGCAACCAUUGGGAACCACAUCGGUCUUUCUGAGAUCCAACGCAUUGGCACUGAAAAGAUGGACAUAUCUUCUCCUAAGAACUUGACUCAUAUCGACAAACCACCAACGUCACCUUCCACAAAAACUCUCCAAGAAAACUUCAACGAUCAACCCAAAAAUGCGCAACAUGAACCAUAUCAUAGUAGGGCUGCUUCCAGCGAAGCGUCUCCCGGAACGGUCGCCACUAAGCCCUCCGAGCCCGAAUCAGUAUCGUCAUAUGAAGCUGCAGCUGAGAAACACGCACAGGCAAGCGAAUCGCCCGCUCCCGGGUUGAAGACGCCGGUGCCCCACCUUCUCCGGGGAACUUUACGAGAAUAUCAGCAUUUCGGCUUAGAUUGGCUAGCGGGUCUAUAUACAAAUCAUAUCAACGGUAUUCUUGCAGACGAGAUGGGUUUGGGCAAGACUAUCCAAACGAUUGCUCUACUCGCGCAUUUAGCCGUGGAGAAUGAAGUCUGGGGUCCGCAUCUUGUUGUGGUUCCCACAAGUGUCAUUCUCAACUGGGAAAUGGAGUUCAAAAAAUGGUGUCCGGGUUUCAAAAUCAUGACAUACUAUGGAAAUCAAGAAGAACGACGGCAGAAACGCAGAGGUUGGAUGGAUGACAACAGCUGGAACGUGUUGAUCACAUCUUACCAGCUGGUUCUACAAGAUCAGCAGGUCCUGAAACGAAGGGCCUGGCAUUACAUGAUUCUUGAUGAAGCCCACAAUAUCAAGAACUUCCGCUCGCAGAGAUGGCAAGCGCUGCUCACAUUUAGAACGCGGGCUCGCCUCCUACUCACCGGAACUCCUCUUCAAAAUAAUCUUACUGAGCUAUGGUCUCUCCUCUUUUUCCUAAUGCCGACCGACGGUGACGAGGCGGGGAUUGAGGGUUUCGCCGACUUGAGGAACUUCUCUGAGUGGUUUCGAAGGCCAGUAGAACAAAUUUUGGAGCACGGUAGAGAAACAAUGGAUGAUGAAGCCAAGCAAGUGGUGACGAAGCUGCAUACUGUCCUGCGGCCGUACAUCUUGCGUCGGUUGAAAGCAGACGUCGAGAAGCAAAUGCCAGGAAAGUACGAACACGUCGUAUACUGCAGGCUAUCGAAACGACAAAGAUAUCUGUAUGAUGGCUUUAUGUCCAGAGCACAGACCAAGGAGACUCUUGCAUCCGGAAACUAUCUGUCGAUUAUAAAUUGUUUGAUGCAGCUACGGAAGGUCUGCAACCAUCCAGAUCUUUUUGAAACUCGGCCUAUUUCAACCUCAUUUGCCAUGCCCCGCUCAGUUGCGACACAAUUCGAGAUCAAGGAGCUCCUCGUUCGUAGGCGCCUGCUCUACCAACAUCCGCUCGAGAAACUCGAUUUCGAUUUCCUCAAUUUAGUUCCUAUUUCAAGGGAAGACAUCUCACGAAGGCUGGCGGAUGAUAGCGCCAGGAUCAUGGCCUACGCUCCUUUUAACACACUUCGCGAACAUCAGUACCACCGGACAAACUGGCAUAUGAAAUUCAACGGGACAACUGUACAAUCCACCUUGGAAGCUUUGGAGAAUGACUGCAGAAAGACAAGGAUGGCUGAGUUAGAACGAUUCCUAUAUUUCGAGUCAAAGCGCCAUGGUCGUCGCCCAGUGUAUGGGAGCAGCCUUAUCGAAUUCCUCACUGCAGAUAGCAAGCAGCGGCCAACAGCCAACGGCCCGUUAAGGAAACGCUCAUAUGCUGAUUGGUUAUCAAGUCAAUCUUCCGUUCUUGCGUCCAUGAUUAUGUCUUUGGAAGAACGAUCUCAGGUAAUGGACGGGUAUGUGCAGAGGUUUGCUUGCAUUACUCCGGCAGCGAUUGCGGCCGGGGUUACAGAAGCUGCCCUAACUCCAAUCUCAACGCGACACCUCACAAAUAAGGAGAGAUUCCCGUGCCAUGAUCCUUUUCACGAGGCUCAAAUGCGCCUAUCCAUCGCCUUCCCCGACAAGAGGCUUCUACAGUACGAUUGCGGGAAGCUACAACGACUGGACAAACUACUCCGUGAUCUUAAAGCUGGCGGCCAUCGAGCAUUAAUAUUCACGCAAAUGACUAAAAUGCUCGACGUGUUGGAGCAGUUCCUCAAUAUCCAUGGUCAUCGAUAUCUUCGUCUGGACGGCACGACUAAGGUCGAACAACGGCAAAUCCUCACGGAUCGGUUCAACAACGAUAACCGCAUCCUCGCAUUCAUCCUAUCCAGUCGUUCCGGAGGCCUAGGUAUCAAUUUGACAGGCGCAGACACUGUGAUAUUCUACGACCUAGACUGGAAUCCCGCAAUGGACAAACAAUGCCAGGACCGUUGUCAUCGUAUUGGGCAAACCCGCGACGUGCACAUCUACCGCUUUGUCUCAGAAUACACAAUCGAGUCCAAUAUUCUCCGCAAAGCCAACCAAAAGCGCAUGCUUGACGAUGUUGUCAUCCAAGAAGGCGAGUUCACGACGGACUACUUCACAAAGCUCGACGUGCGCGAUAUGAUUGGCACCGAUGAGGCUCUUACAGGACAGGACGAAGCGAGCGCAGCAAUGGAUCGCGUCCUUGAGAACAGAGUCACCAAUACCUCGCGCGUUUUCGAACAAGCAGAGGAUAAAGAAGAUAUAGAUGCUGCUAAGAAUGCUCAAAAGGAGCUCGAACACGCGGACGACGGCGACUUCGAUGACCGCGUCAAUGCCGCCACCGGUAUGUCCACCUCCAGCCAAACUCCGGCUCAAGCAGGCACUCCCUUGUCUGAUGAAGCGCGACUUCUGGGCGUCAAUAAGCCCGAAACGGAGGAUGCAGCGGACACGGAGCUGUCCCUAGGCCAUAUCGACGAUUACCUCAUGCGGUUUAUGGAGUGGAACAUGAAGGACGAACCGCUCGUACUUCCCGUUGAUAAGAGCACGAAGAAGUCCAACAAGAAAGGGAAGGAACACCGUCUCCGAAAGAGACGACGUUAG
Molecule: messenger RNA, 5046 nt
Organism: Aspergillus versicolor CBS 583.65
Lineage: Eukaryota; Fungi; Ascomycota; Eurotiomycetes; Eurotiales; Aspergillaceae
Gene: swr1
Product: putative SNF2 family helicase/ATPase (Swr1)
Exons: 2
Coding region: 1-5046 (1681 amino acids)
Cellular component (GO): Swr1 complex
Molecular function (GO): ATP binding; histone binding; ATP hydrolysis activity
Source: RefSeq, a predicted model, not a curated record